This is a messenger RNA of Rubroshorea leprosula, 2174 nucleotides long. The record is from the annotation of a GenBank genome assembly. NCBI's taxonomy places the organism in Eukaryota, Viridiplantae, Streptophyta, Magnoliopsida, Malvales, Dipterocarpaceae.
AAAGAGGUGGACUUGGGUUGGAUUGUUUGUUGCAGAACUUUGGUUUACUUUAUAUUGGCUUCUAACCGUUGUGGUUAGAUGGAACCCUGUCCGUCGCUUCACCUUCAAAGACAGGCUUUCUUACAGGUACGAUGAUAAAGCAUUGCCAGGCGUGGAUAUCUUUGUAUGCACAGCAGAUCCAGUGAUGGAACCGCCAACAAUGGUGAUCAACACAGUGCUAUCGAUGAUGGCAUAUGAUUACCCACCUGACAAACUAAGUGUGUAUCUGUCAGAUGAUGGUGGAUCGGAUUUAAUAUUUUAUGCUAUGUUAGAGGCGGCGCACUUCUCCAAAGAAUGGCUGCCAUUUUGUAGGAAGUUCAAGGUGGAGCCAAGAUCACCGGAGGCAUAUUUUCGGAUGGCCGCCACCAAUCCACCAUCUCAUGAUUCUUUCAUGACCAAGGAGCGGUUGAUGAUCAAGAUGGGUUUGAAAUACGGCUGUCCGGUGGAGGACAUAAUCACAGGACUGUCUAUACAAUGCAGAGGUUGGAAAUCCGUCUACUUCAUUCCAGAAAGGAAGGCCUUCUUAGGCGUUGCUCGCACAACUCUUUUGCAGAGCCUAAUACAACACAAGAGAUGGUCUGAAGGUGAUUUUCAGAUUUUCCUAUCCAAAUACUGUCCCUUGGUUUAUGGACAUAAAAUGAUCCCUCUGAAACUUCAACUUUCCUAUGGUCCCUACAUCCUAUGGGCUCCCACCAGCUUAGCUAUGCUAUAUUAUGUUGUUGUGCCAUCCCUUUGCCUUCUCAAAGGCAAAGCUUUAUUUCCGCAGAUAUCAAGCCCUUGGGUCCUACCAUUUCCCUGUGUGGUCCUUGCAAACCGAGCAUACAGCCUGUGGGAAUUUCUAGGCUGCGGAGGCACAUUGCAGGGGUGGUGGAAUGAGCAAAGGAUUUGGAUGUUUAAAAGAACAACUUCAUAUUUAUUUGGCUUCCUUAGCACUAUCCUGAAGCAACUGGGAUUAUCUAAGGCAACAUUUACCGUAACAGAAAAGGUGGUGGAUGAGGAUGUGUCUCAGAGAUAUGAGCAAGAGGUCAUGGAAUUUGGCACGAAAUCACCCAUGUUUAACAUUAUAGCAACACUGGCUAUGCUCAACUUGCUCAGCUGCAUUGGGGCAAUAAAAAGGGUUAUAGUCGAUAAAAAGGCCUUGGACCUACUUGCUUUGCAGAUGCUUUUAAAUGGCCUCUUGGUUUGCCUAAACCUGCCGGUAUACAAAGGGCUGUUCUUUCGUAAGGACAGCGGCAGCAUGCCUCCCUUAGUAACACUCCUCUCAAUCAUUUUCGCUAUGUUAGCUGCCACUAUGGUCAUGUACUAAAUUACCCUAAUCACAUGUUAAGAUCAAAAGAAGGUACCUGCUCCCACAGCAAAUGUUUUAGGUUAAUAAAGACUUCAGUCUCUUUGUACACUUGGCUUUUGCAUGAAAGAAGGAACUGCUACACUAUCAAGGAGUAAGAACAAUACACUCAACAAAGUGUCUUCCUGCUACACUUCAACUUUAUAACUUGAAACUGUUGGUUUUUUUAAAACAGAGAAAUGGAGAGAACCGAGAGGAAGAUGAAAAACAGAGCAUAUGCUGAAAUGGAGAGAAGUUUAUGACUUCAGCUCACCUUUUCUCAUUAAUAAACUCUCCUAUAUAUAAGAGAAUACAAUCUUAAUUCAAAAUUCAAACAACUUUCUACAUUAAAAAACAAUAAAGUACAUUUUAAAUUUGAACAAUAACAGCCACUUUUUCCGCAUGCUUGCUGUUACUCUUCAGCCACUUUGCAGCUUUCAUUUCAUUUGCAUUUGAGUUUGCAUUUGCAUUUCAUGUGCAUUUCAUUUGCUGUUUGCAUUUGCUGCCCGUUGCAGCCUCAUUUCAUCAACAUUGCAGCUCAGCUUGCUGCACAUUGUUGCUGUCAUUUUACAGCUUCAUUUUCACCAUAUUUGCAGCUAAAUUGCUGCCAUAUUUGCUGAAAAUUGCAGCUUCAUUUGCUGUCAAUUUUCAGCCUCAUUGCUGCCAUUUCAUGGCAGUUUCAUUUCUUCAUUUCUGCAGAUUUGAUUGCCACGUUUCUAGCAAUAAUUCCAACAGAAACAUCACGCUCUUGCAGCUGGCCUGCAGAAAAUGGAACUUGCACUUUGGGUGGUAAUACAUGCGGCAGAAUUUC